Messenger RNA from Austrofundulus limnaeus, 2232 nucleotides. RefSeq names its product fizzy/cell division cycle 20 related 1b (gene fzr1b). Gene Ontology annotation, molecular function: anaphase-promoting complex binding; ubiquitin ligase activator activity; protein binding. Gene Ontology annotation, cellular component: anaphase-promoting complex. Gene Ontology annotation, biological process: positive regulation of ubiquitin protein ligase activity; positive regulation of anaphase-promoting complex-dependent catabolic process; anaphase-promoting complex-dependent catabolic process. NCBI's taxonomy places the organism in Eukaryota, Metazoa, Chordata, Actinopteri, Cyprinodontiformes, Rivulidae. The record is from RefSeq and is a predicted model, not a curated record.
AUCUUUGUCGGAAAACAUAAACACCAGCAGCGAGCCGCGUUGGCGUCUGGGUGGACCGCCGCGGGCUUCACAGGCAGCUGUCUCCCGCCGCGGUGGUCUGAACGCAAACCGAAGAUGACGGCAGGCUUCCUGGUCACCUGAGAGACCGUCCGUGUCCGCAGGUGAGACGGGCUCGCGGUUUCCAAGCCGGCUGGCGUCACGAUAGGUUUUUAAAUGAGAGAUGGGGGUCCUGUGUGGAGUUCCUCACCGGGAGGGAGCAGAGGUGUGAAGGGGGGGCAGCAGAGGGGCCUUGCUGCCUGGUAGACCUGAGGGACAUGGACCAGGACUACGAGAGACGGCUGCUGAGGCAGAUCAACCACCAGAACCUGCCUGCAGAGAGCCGCCUCAGCAAGGAGAACUGCCGCUCCCCGGCUCAGAACCACAAAGCAAAAGAUGCCAGCUCAGAUUCAAGCAAAGACGCCGUGGCGUACGCUGCCCUGCUGAGGAACGAGCUGCUGGGAGCGGGGAUGGAGAUGGGGGCGGAGCCUCACUCCGACGACCGGCGGCACGCGGCCCUCGCUCAAGACUCCCGUGGCCUUUUCAGGUACACUGUCCACACUAAGAGCGUGCCUUUUGAUAGUGAUAAUGAAGUUUCUCCGUACUCUCUCUCUCCACUCAGCAACAAGAGUCACAAGCUGCUCCGCUCACCCCGCAAACCAGCACGGAAGAUCUCCAAGAUCCCCUUCAAAGUGCUGGAUGCUCCGGAGCUGCAGGAUGAUUUCUACCUCAACCUGGUGGACUGGUCUGCGGGGAACCUGCUCAGUGUCGGCCUGGGAGCCUGCGUGUACCUGUGGAGUGCCUGUACCAGCCAGGUGACGAGGUUAUGUGAUCUGUCAGUGGAUGGAGACUCUGUUACGUCUGUCUGUUGGAACGAGAGGGGAAGUCUGGUCGCCGUUGGAACCCACAAAGGCUACGUUCAGAUCUGGGACGCAGCAGGAGGGAGGAAGCUGACCUGUCUGGAAGGACACUCAGCCCGAGUAGGCGCUCUGGCGUGGAACGGGGAGCAGCUGUCGUCUGGGAGCCGGGACAGAGUCAUCCUGCAGCGAGACGUCAGAACGCCCCCCUGUGCUGAGAGGCGGCUCCAAGGUCACAGGCAGGAAGUGUGCGGUCUCAAAUGGUCUCCGGACCACCAGCACCUCGCCUCUGGAGGCAACGACAACAAGUUGUUGGUGUGGAACAGCUCCAGCCUGGUCCCCGUGCAGCAGUACAGUGACCACCUGGCAGCGGUGAAGGCCAUCGCCUGGUCCCCUCACCAGCACGGGCUGCUGGCUUCGGGCGGCGGCACCGCCGACCGCUGCCUGCGCUUCUGGAACACGCUGACGGGUCAGGCCCUGCAGAGCACCGACACCGGCUCUCAGGUCUGCAACCUGGCUUGGUCCAAACACGCCAACGAGCUGGUCAGCACUCACGGCUACUCUCAGAACCAGAUCCUGGUGUGGAAGUAUCCAUCGUUAACACAAGUGGCCAAGCUGACGGGACAUUCCUACAGAGUCUUGUACCUGGCUGUGUCUCCAGACGGAGAGGCCAUUGUUACCGGAGCUGGAGAUGAGACGCUCCGUUUCUGGAGCAUCUUCAGUAAGACGCGCUGCACAAAGGAAUCAAAGUCCGUGCUGAACCUCUUCACCAGGAUCCGGUAGUAAAACAGCCGGGGUCAGGACCGCUCAGCAGGACCCCGGUCUUCUCCGUGACGCCCCCUCCCUCCUCCUCCCACCCUGAGAGCACCGACCUCCUCACAGAUGGUCCUUUUCACCACAGGAUGGAGCUGUAACUUCUCCUGACUACUGCCAUCCUUCAAACACGUCACUGAUUAAAAACAAAACAAAGCCACAAAACGUCAGCUUCAAACGUUGGUCUUCUCUUUUCUGUCGUGGAAGUGAUGGAGGUGAUGUGUUUUAGCCUGCGUGUCCAGGAGUUCUGAGCUUAAAGUACUGAUGUGAUUCUUUUUAAAGCCGCCGUUUGAGGCUUUGGAGCUUUUUAUAUUUAAAUCAUGUGUGUUUAUGGUUUCUUCUUGCAACAAAUCAGAGAACAAACAGCUGCUAGUGCAUCUGCAACAAAACAUUUGUUCAUGGAUGUUUUUGUCACUUAUUCUACAUUCAAGGCACUGUGACACUUUUCUCCUGUUUUCUUGAUUUUAGACUGACUAAAAAACAUUUUAUUAAAACAUGUUGGACAGAGACCCAGAUGACGUGGAAA